Molecule: messenger RNA, 33132 nt
Organism: Podarcis lilfordi (Lilford's wall lizard)
Lineage: Eukaryota; Metazoa; Chordata; Lepidosauria; Squamata; Lacertidae
Source: the annotation of a GenBank genome assembly
GCGACGGGGAGGGGCUUCCUCUGGGCUUCUGAGGCGCAGGACGCGGAGCUCCCAGCACCGCCAUGUUUCCGGGGCUCCUCAGGGCGCAGCGCCUGGCGCGCAGAGCGGUGAGUGGCGGGCCUUGCGCGGCGGCGGCGGCGGCGGCCCUCCUCCUCUUCCUCCUCCGUCGCCUUGCGCCCGUCUCCCGCCCAGCCUCCCCGCCGGGUGGGCCGCCUGGGGCCAAGGUCGCGCCGGGGCCUGGUUCCCCCGGCCUGGCUCUGGCGUCGCAGAGGGUCGGGGAGGAUCCCGGCGGGGAGCGAGGGCCGGGGGGGGCCCGGUGGGAAUUGGGCGGCUUCCCCCGGCCUGGGCCGCCUCGCAGGGGGGUCUGGAGAAUGAGAAGAGGGAGGAGGAGGAGGAGGAGAACCGGUCGUGCCGCCUGGAGCUCCUUUCAGCGAUGAAUGUCAGGGUAACUGUGUCUCCCAAGCCAGGUGUUUCUCGGUGUGUUUCUUUUACAUUUCAGCAUUGCCAAUAAGCCCACAAAAGUUCCGAACCGGCACAUUCCGCCCCCCGCAACCAAAGAGGCUAAUAGUCUUGUUUCUAUGUGGGCUGCAGAAAAGUGGACUCCCCUCUCUGCAAUCAGAAUGAAAAUGCAGGAUACUAACCUCUUCGCAAGAGUUUCAUAUAUAUGAGUUUCAUUCAUAUGUGUGUGACGUUUAAAGCAUCCCAGAAACCAGAUAAAGUGUUCCUCCUUCCCCAGCCCACUCACUCGCCUGCAUGAGUGGCUUUCAUGAUAAUAUUGUGGGAAACGGGGUUCACAGAAUGUAGAUUGGUUGAUCUCUGGGUGGCUUGUGGGAGCUCUGCAACAAUUUCUGAUUCACUGUUAUGUCACAAAAGCAGCUACUAAAAGACUCGGGGGCUGUGAGCUCAAUUCUGGUCCUGAAAUUUUUUUCUGAACUGAGCAUGUACUCGAGCACUUUGUACUUUGCGGGGUGGGUCUUCUGUCUCCUUAACUUGAGUAUGGUUGGUAGACCUUAUACUACCGGUAGUUUAAAAAAUGUAGUUCCUCCAAGUCAGAUCUGUCCACCACUGGUGUAAGUAAUUACUGAAACACAGGUGUCUUAUUCUCAAGAGUGUCACCCCCAUUAUUCCCUCUGUUCCACCAAACACAUGGGGACCUCCCACAAGUAAAAUAAUUUUUCCUUCUCAGUUGAUGUACAGUUGUACAUAGAUGCUUUACACUUCUGUGAGAUUUGUUCUUGUUCUUUAGCCAAUGUAACCUGCCAGUGUAACUAGGGCUGGGUGAUAUCUGGUUUUCAACAUCACAGUAUAUCAUCAGCUAAACACUGCAAUAUACUGCUAUAUCACAAUGUCUGAAAUAACCAUGGAGCUGAUUUUCAACUUCGUGAUAUAGCACCAGCUAAACAUUGUGAUCUACAGAUAUCUGAAAUAAGUCUGAUACUGAUGUCUGAAAUAAGGAUGGAACUAUGUAGAGGCAUUGACUGGCUUUCAUGGGUUUUCCCACAUUGUGAUUUUUGCACAGCACACACAUGCACCAUGAUUCACAACAUAUUGCCAGGUCAAAAAUUAUGAAACAAUAUCAUGAAAUGAACUUCAUUUUUGGAUGCUAUAGCAAUAUAUUGCCCAGCCCUAAAUGUAACCUGUUCAUGGUCCUCUGGUAUCAAUAGGCAGUGGGACCCAUUGGUUCACAUCUGUGGGUUAAGGUUAGUACAUGUGUAAAUAUGACACUCAACAUGUCAUGUGAAAUACGAACAAUCUUUGCAAUAGUUGGUUAAAUGUUCAGUGUCUGAAACUGGACAGAUUGUACACAUCCUGUUUCUGCAGCAAUGUCUUUGUAGCUAAAUGCUUAAAUCUCAAAACAGUUACCUUAAUGUGGCACUCUGAUCUUAUCCUGCCAGUCUUACUAUACCAUACUAGUCUAGCUCAUUGACUGGUAGGGCCGCUCUAGGUUUUCAGCAAGAGAGAGGUCUGUUUCAUUUGACAAAAUGGGCUUCCACAAGUUUGCAGAACGCAGUUUCAAAUAUUAGCAAUGCAGCAGUGUCUAUCUUGUGGAAUUUAAUGCAGUGUUACAAGAAGCAUUAUUAAUAAUAAUAAUAAUUAUUAAUAAGAGUAGCAAUAGUUUUUAUCCCAGGAUGCAUUCCAGUCAGGCAAAAUUACUUGAGGCAUGAAGCAGUGAGGAUGUGGCCUGUGAAGUGGGGGAUCUGAAGCCUGGAUAGAGAAGGCUGCAUGUGGCUUCCUAUGCUCCUACAUGUCCUUUAGACAGAGGGAAGAGUAUGUAUUAAUGGAGUGAUUUGUAGAAUGGGAGAAUCUGAUGACUCUGUCCUGCGCCUUGCAAAGAAUGAUGGUUAUAGGACAUUGUAUAUGUGCAGCUGUAGUGGUAGUAGUAUUGGUAGUGAGAGAAGUGAGAGACUAGGAACAGGAAUGUAGUAGAAAAUGAAGGUGGUACAAUAGGUAAUAAAAAUGUUCAGGGAAAGAGAUAGUGAGAAGGAAGCGGCGAGGAUCUGUGUGCCAGGUACACCAUGUCCAAACUGCUGCUUGGCCAAAAUUCCACUUCAGGCAUCUCCAGAAAGAUAUUCAGAAAGAUUUAAAGAUUCUGAGCUAAGGAGAAGAACAGCAUUGAAACAACAGCAUUGUUGCUUUUAAAAAUUGUUUAAAGACAUUGGAAUAGCUAAAAUGUUUGAUUUUAUUUCUAUAUGAUCAUCUAAGUGUGGAAAUUUGAUGGAUAAAUUAUAUACCGUAGAUUCCGGCGUAUUAGGCGACUGGGCCUAUAAGACGACCCCCCAAAUUGGCAGUGCCAAUUUGGGGUUUUGUCUUAUAAGCCCAGUCUUAUACGCCAGGCAGGAGGAAGCCGCCUGGCGCGGUGCGGAGCCCACCGCCCGCCGCUGCUGUGGCAGCUUCGGCAGCCUCCAAAGCAGCAGCGGGUGGCGGUCUCCGCGCCAAGAGGAAGCCACCCAGCACCCACUGCUGCCUCAGAGGUAGUACCCGGUGUAUAAGACGACCCCCGACUUUUUAACCUCUUUUCCGGGGUUAAAAAGUCGUCUUAUACGCUGGAAUCUACGGUAUUUGUUCUCUACAUUUAUAUCACAUCUUUUCUCCAAUGAGCUCAAGGCAGCAUGCAUGGUUCUCUCUCCCCCAUUCUUCCCCGCUCUAUCUUAUCCUCACAGCCAUCCACUGAGGGUAGGUUAGAUGAGAGAGAGGGACAGGCCCAGGGUCGUCCAGUGGGCCUUAUGGCUGUGCAGUGUUUGUGCUCUAUGAUGCAGCUAUGCCCAACUAGGGAGUAAUAUAGUGCAAGGCAGGGUUCACACUGGAGGCAAGGGAAGUCUCAAUCUGUGCUCUGGGGAACAUAGAGCUAUGGACUGUCUUUCAUUGGAAACUUUAAAGCAGAGGUUGGAUGACCACCUGUCACAGAGCCAUUGAUUUUCCUGCAUUGUAGGGGGCUGGGCUAGAUGACCCCCAGGGUCCCUUCCACCCAACAUUGGAAAUUCACCAGGUGCAUUUUGAACCUGGCCAUUGGCCACCUGUGACCAAGUGAAGAUGCCUGGGUGCCAGGAUGGCGCAUGACCUCUUCACCAUCUGGAGGUGCAUGCCUAGGGAUCCUUGGAUCUGGACUGUUUUCACACACUAGUGACACACCCUAUAGAAUUCUAUCCAUUAUAUUUUCUUUGCACAAUCAAAAUGAAUUUCAGGAAACAAAAAGUUGUAUUGAAAAAUAUGCCUUUCAAACCGUCUGGCCCCAAAAUGGCAACUAGGCAUUCCAUUUUGGUGACUCUAAUCCUGGUUUAAGGAGCCAUUUGGCACCUAGCUUAUAUAUCUGAGUUUCUAACACUGUUUCCAACUCUGCAGUUCCAUUAUUCUAUGAGCAAGGAACAACCUGAAAAUGGGUCCUCAGUCACAUGACCUAGCAACCCAGCACAGGGGUUUAGAAUAGGUUCAAGUCUGUCCCUGCGCUGUCCAACCCUCCUCUUCCUGGGACAUCCUUUUGAGGGACUUAACCUGGCUUUGGUUCAACUGGCUUUGGCUGAGGACUUACCCCACUGCAUCUCCAGCUGAACUGACAUGAAUAACUUCAGCCUGGGCUCAGCUGUAGAUCUGCCUGUUCCAAACUUGCUCAUUGUGGCAGAUCUUGGGUUUGGAGCAUGCUAUAAAUAGGUAUGCCAUCAGAUUUAAAUUGAAGUUCACAGCACACUUGCCAAGGGAAGGCUCAAAUCUUUGAACACUUAAAAAAAAACCAUUUUGCAUGAGCCGAUGAUAAUAAUGAAUGAAAGGAAAUUAACUCAGACCAAGUCCUUGUUAUGUUCCACAUGAAGGAAUAGUGAAGACGUUGAUUUAUUUUUAUGUAAUCUCAGAAAUAUUAAUAAAUCAAACCCUCCUUUUACCCUGUUAAAUGACUAAGUUAUAAAGAGCAUUUCUGCUUCGGAUUUAUUUUAAGAAGUUUACAUUAUGCUUUUCUGGUAAAUAGAUAAUUAUCUAUGCUACAAAACUUGUUAUAGGAAGACUGAAGCUUAUCCUAUAACAACCACAUAUGCAAUAACAUUCCUCUGACUGUAUGUUCCCUCCAACAAACACCAGAUUUUCUUUUAAAAUACAUUUUACUUUGGAAUCUUAAACUCUAAUCUUUUAGUGGUUCUGCACAUUUUGCUUGUGACCGGACUAUAAAUUUUAGCAAGUGUGGGCUUUUUGCCAUGAAAGCAUGGAUUUAUUAAUCAAACAGUCCAUACAUGCUUGUAACUUUUAUGAAAAAUGAUUUAUGAAACAUAAUCAAAAAUAUGGUUUUUGAUAUAUAUUGGCAGUAAGUAAUUUGUUACUGGCAAUUCACCUCAAUGAUUUAAAAAUCCUUGACUCCUUGAUGUGAUUUAAUAUACUUAAGUUGGAACAUGAAGAAUUUUACAGGAACUUUUACACUUCUGAUCAUAGUUACAAAUUGUAGCCUAAUUCAUUGUUGCAUAUAACAAAUUGUCUUGGAUGACUACAUAAAUUGAGUUCAGUGACACCUCCUGUGUAUGCUAAGUGUGCAUUGCAAAUGUCGUUUGAGAAUAGUGAGUGGAAUCUGCGCAUUGGUUGGGGAGUGUUGUGGAGAAAGACCCACCAAGUUAGGGAGGAAACCUUUGGCCCUAGAGCUCCAGCAGUUCUGAGAUAGUUGGGGAGGAGCAUCUUUGUGCUGUAUAGAUAUUGGGGUAAAGGUUUGAAGGGAGGAUUUGGAACAACUAAUGUAAGAACAUGCACCUUCUGGCUUGUGCUGUCUGAGUAUGUUUUGCCCCCAGCUGUUUCUGGUAUAUCCUUAGCAUCUGGAUUACAAGGGGCCUUGGGGCAUGGAAAAUCCUAGUUAAACAGAGGGGAUUGGGGAGAAGUGUCAGAAAAUGCACCUGCUCUCUAAACAAACUAUUGGUCAAGAUAAAAUUGCUGACUUACGUGAUUUCAUACCAUAUCAUUCAAAACUCAGAGAUUCUGCAAGGACAUCUGAUAUGAAGGUGCAUAUGCCUGCAAUGUUAACUUCACCAACAGAUUAGUUGAAUUUAAGAGCUACAAGUGUUAUUGUGAAACCCUCUUCCCCCUUCUCUUGUUUUAAAGGUCUCCUUGCUUCACCGGUUUCAGAGUACGCUAGUAAUAGCUGAACACACAAAUGAGGCUGUUUCACCUAUUACAUUAAAUACCAUCACUGCGGCAAAGCGUCUUGGAGGGGACGUUUCAUGUUUAGUAGCUGGCUCCAAUUGUGAAAAGGUAAAAACAUUGAAAAGGGGAGGAGGAAGGGAAGUAUGCUUUCUGUAUUCUGAACUUGUUAUUUGUUUAAAAUAUUUGUAUCCUGCCUUGAGGGAAGGAGGGGUGGGGAUUCAGAUCAGUGGAACAUAGUCAUGCCUGAUCUUUUUUAAAAGACUGCCCAAAUAUCAUUUUUUUCUUUUCAGGAUAGGCACCUUAUUAGUGAUGAUAAAUGAGACCACGUUUAUGACAGUUGUUCCAUUGGCUUUUAUUGCUCUGAGCGACUGAUAUAUCCUGUUGUUUAUAGGCAUGCAAAUCUCCUAAUAAUGGAUUGAUGUCCUUUUAUAAUGUAUGCUUAAAUACAAAUAAAUGCUGGGUUUGGGAAUUGUAAAAGCAGCUUCUCUUAUCUACAACCACCAUGAUAAAGCUGAAAAAUUACAAAAAAAACAAAAUCUAAGGAUUUGUCUAGUAAAAAUGGUUAUCUAGUUUGGCAAAGAGAAUCUCAAACUUGCAUAUAUCAGUCAAAAUGUGGUUGAUUUUUUUGAGUGCUAUGCUAAUUUCGCAUUUGGAAUGCAAUUCGACUCUUGGUGCUUGGGUGCUGGUUUCAGCCAAAAUAAAGUAUAUGUUGAAGCAUGUGUCUGAAUGACACUUCAGAGAGAGUGAGAGUGUUAAAGCAGAAUGCUGCAUUCUUCCCCCCCCCCCCUCAUGCUCUGUCAGCCCAGGGAGUCUUCUCUUCUGUUUAUUUACCACUCUUGCCAGUAACAUCUGGUCACAGCAGUAAGGUUUUGCAUGCACAAAUAGUGAUAAUAAACCUUUUCAUUGCAGGUAGCUCAAGAGCUGAGUAAAGUGCAAGGGGUUGUCAAAGUUCUUGUCUCGCAGCAUGAUGCAUACAAAGGAUUUCUGCCCGGUGAGACUCAUUUGCUUGUCAUUAAGAUUCUCUGCAGUCACCACUGUGAUGGAAAAUAUAAGGUGUUUUGACCAAUAUGUUUCAUCCCUAGAGGAGCUGACUCCAUUGAUUCUGGCAGCCCAGAAGCAGUUUAAUUACACCCACAUCUGUGCCGGGGCAUCUGCUUUUGGGAAGGUGAGCAUAUAUGACAUCCACCACAAAUCUGUUGUUCCAAAGAGAUUGAUCCCUAAACUAAUUUAUAAAUUAUGACUUGUAAUUAUUGCAUAUUGAUAUAUACAGGACUUUUCUAAAACAUUUAGUGUGCUGCUUCUAUAGCGCUUCCAUUACUUUCAUUUGCCAGAUACGUGUUUAGUGUAUUGUCUCAAUUUGUAAUUUUUAGCAAUAAAACUAGAGUAGUAGUCAGCAUUAUGCAGGUUUAUAACUUGUUAGCAACAUUUGCUUCUAUCUGUUUCUUUUGUUUAGAAUCUUCUUCCCAGAGUGGCAGCUAAGCUUGAUGUUGCUCCUGUCUCAGACAUAAUUGAAAUAAAGUCCCCUGACACAUUUGUGAGGACAAUUUAUGCAGGUGAGUGUUGUCAGUCUGUAUACCAUAUAUAGUAAUAAUAAUAAUAAAUUUAUUUAUAUCCUGCCCAUCUGGCUGGGUUUCCCCAGCCACUCUGGGCAGCUACCAACAGAAUUAAUGGUAUAAUAAUAAUAAUAAUAAUAAUAAUAAUAAUGCGAUAAAACAUCAGACAUUAAAAACAUCCCUGAACAGGGCUGCCUUCAGAUGUCUUCUAAAAAUCAGAUAGUUGUUUAUUUCCUUGACAUCUGAUGGGAAGGCAUUCCACAGGGCGGGUGCCAAUACCAAGAAGGGCCCCUGCCUGGUUCCCUGUAUCCUCACUUCUCGCAGUGAGGGAACCACCAGAAGGCCCUCAGAGCUGAACCUCAGUGUCUGGUCUGAAAAAUGGGGUGAAGACGCUCCUUCAGGUAUACUGGGCCAAAGCUGUUUAGGGCUUUAAAGGUCAGCACCAACACUUUGAAUUGUGCUGGGAAAUGUACUGGGAGCCAAUGUAGGUUUUUCAGGACCGGUGUUAUAUGGUCUCGACGGCCAUUCCCAGUCACCUGUCUAGCUGCUGCAUUCUGGAUUAGUUGUUGUUUCCAGGUCACCUUCAAAGGUAGCCCCACAUAGAGCGCAUUGCAGUAGUCCAAGCGGGAGAUAACCAGAGCAUGCACCACUCUGGCAAGACAGUCUGCGGGCAGGUAGGGUCUCAGCCUGUGUACCAGAUGGAGCUGGUAGACAGCUGCCCUGGACACAGAAUUGACCUGCGCCUCUAUGGACAGUUGUAAGUCCAAAAUGACUCCCAGGCUGCGCACCUGUCCCAUUCAGGACCAAAGAGUCCUCCACACCAGCCCACCCCAUCCCCCCAAAACAGUACUUAUGUCUUGUCAGGAUUCAACCUCAAUCUGUUAUAGAGGUUUGCAUUAGGCCAUCUAACAUCGCUUUGGUAACAGGAAAAGUGGAAAUGGCUUUUCUGACACAACUAAUAGGAUCAUCCCUAGUACUGCAGGAUUGUAGUUCAAAGUCCCGAGAAACCAGAUAUAGCUUCUUAAUUAACAGAAUCUGCUGACAUGUAUUGUAUUCCUGUUAAUGCAUUUCUGAUAAGAUUUUGCAAACUGUAAGCCAUUCAGUUAGUUCCUUUUAUUUAAUAUGGGUUACAUUAGUUCUGAUUUCAGUAAUCCAUAGGGUUAUCUUUUUUCGUUAGUGAGACAUUGAUACGAUUAUUUGUAAUAUUUAAUUAACUUUCCCUAAUUAUUUUGCUGCCCUUAUUUGUCUAGCCUUAUCAUGCUUGUCUGAUCUCAUAAUUUAAUUUGGACAUGAAAGCAUUAGCUUCUAUGGCUUUUAAAUUUGUUAUGGCAGAAUUUAUUUCCUUUCUUUUGUCAAUGUUCCCUUGCCUUCAAAGACUGAUGGAUUGCUUCUAAGUUUUGAUGUACCUUCUAAUAAUUUUCUUCUACAGUUAUUUGUGCUCAUCUAUUACUAGCAAUGUCUGCCCCCCAUAUCUUUUUUUCUGCCUCUUUCAUCAUCUCUUGUAAACAUACAAGUGAGAAGAACCACACUGACAAUGUGUUGGGUUUAUAAUGAAUUAAUUGGAGACUUAAUAGCCCAGUUUUUAAUGAUUGGUCUACCCAGAUGUUACAUACUCAGUUGCUAGAUUUUGUGCUGCCUUGAUGGAUAUUCGCCGAAGGAUGGUUUAUACAACAAACUAGGCCCAAAAUGCAAGACCUGUGCUCCUUCACGCUCCCUCCCUUAUAAUCGCUUUUAACUGUUUAUCCUUGUUCUAUAUUUUAAAGUUAUGCAUAAUAUAAUCACCUUUUAAUUACUAGUCCUUUACCUGUUUUAAGUCUUAUAUGUUCAAUUUAUCUGUAUGUUUUUUCUUAUGCUGGUCUGUGACCGAAAUAAUUUGAUACUACAGUGAUAUCUCAUUUUGGGUCCGCCCUGUUUAGGGUCCUUUUCAUCCAACGUCUGCGGCAAAGCCGAAAGUACCGGAACAGGUUACUUCUGGGUUUGCAGCACGCGCAGAAGCGCUAAAUCAUGCUUCGCGCAUGCGCAGAGCGGUGCUUUGUCAAGCGUCCUUUUCAUUGAGCGUCUGGGGCUCCGGAACGGAUCCUGGACGCAAAAGGAGGUGGGACUUGCAAGGAAACAUGUUUAGGACUGCAGUAGGCCUUCUCCGUAGUAGCGCCCUCCCUGUGGAAUGCCCUCCCACCAGAUGUCAAAGAGAAUAACAACUACCAGACUUUUAGAAGACAUCUGAAGGCAGCACUGUUUAGGGAAGCUUUUAAUGUUUGAUGUAUCACAGUAUUUUAAUAUUUUUUUGGAAGCCGCCCAGAGUGGCUGGGGAAGCCCAGCCAGAUGGGCGGGGUAUAAAUAAUAAAUUAUUAUUAUUAUUAUUAUUACUGGCAGACUUUCCGAAGAACAAAUAGGUGUAGUAUGACAUAAAAAGCAACAACUUCAUAAAAAGCAUCAAUUAUUUCUGAGAGUUGCCUUUUUAUAACUUACUUGUAAAGUAUGGUUGAAGGAAUUAAAAGUGCAGCACUUUUAAUCUUUUCUUGUUUCAAAUGCAAACCAAAUUUGUCAGUAGUUUCUUCAUGGCAGUUGUGACUUUCUGAGCUUGUAACAUUCUUUUGAAAACAUAACUUCAUUUCCUUGGAAUGAGAAUCAUAGUGAGCAUCCAUCUACAAAGUCUGCCCAGGUUUGUUUGUUUCUUUAAAAAUAUUUUUAUUAAAUGUUUUCUUUUUACUUUUACGAAAGUACAUGCUUUGUCUCUUUUUCAGGUUGUACAGUCUUUCUUACAAAUCAGUUACAUUUCUUGUGAGACAUUAGUGUUGAGUACAGUAUAGGGUUUGGGAAGAAGAGGGGGGAGAGGAGGGGUGGGGUGGGGUGGUGAGGCUUAUAUUCUCUUGUAUGGUAGGUUCUCUUACUAUUCAUUUAUUACACUUCCUUGGUAGUGAGAUGUAUUAGGGGGCAGAGUAUGGUUAGUUGUCCGAGGUUGGCUGCAGUGAGGUUUGUUUGCAUUUGUGGGGGGACGGGGCUUGUUGGGUCAGGUAAGCCAGAUUGAUUUGUAUGUUGUUGUUGUGUUCUUGUUGUUAUCUUGUUGGCUGUGUUAAAGGGGAGCCAUACUGGGGUGAAGGCGUCCUCUUCUAUUUGCCCCCAUGUCAGUUUCAGUUUAUUGGUUAGCUUUUCUAGCAAGCUUAUAUGGACUUGGAAGGAGGUUUAGACCACAUUCUAGUCCACUGGGUGGGUUAAUUUCAUAGCCUAUGUUGUGCUCCCAUUGUUCUUUGAUUGCAUCAAGGGGGUUUGUAGGAUUCUGGAGCAGUAUUUUGUAUGUGGAUAACAUCCCUUUACUGUAUCCCUCUGCUGUCAGGAGAAGGUUUUCGAAAUUAGCCAAGGGCCUAGUGGCUGCUGAUUUUACUGUUGGAUUGUUUAAGAAGGCAUGGUGAUGUGUUAGCCAAGGUUGUCCCCUAGUUUGUCUUGUUUUUCUUGUGUUGGUAUAGGUUUGUUGUUAUGUUAGAAAUCUUUUAGACAGUGUAGGCCUUUGACUUGCCAGGUUUUUAUCUGGAGGUUUUGUGCUGCAUGUUGGAAUAGUGGGUGAUAGGCAAGGGGGUUAGUGGGGAUGGAGAUAGUUUGCCUGCUUUUUCCCUCCAUGCUUUAAGCAUGGAUUGUGUGAACGUGUUCAGUGUUGCUGCCCAGGUUUGUUCAUAUCUCACCACCACUUUCUGAGCAAAUGUUUCUUAGUCAUGGAGUCAGUGGAUGGCCAUGAGCAUUUUUUUUUGAGCAGGUUUACGUGGUAAUGUUAAUGACUUAAUAAACCAUGCUUUAUUUUCCCAAGCUCAGGCAUUGGGUUUGCUUGCUCACUUCUCUCCUUGCGAACAGCUUCAGUGUUUCUGCCACGGUGUAUUAAAAAUGUUCCAUCUGGGAAACUGUGGCUUAGUCUUGGUUGACUAAUGUCACAUCUGAAAUAGAACUAGUCUCCCAUUCUUAGCCUUCAGUCCUUUGCACAUUUCGUUUGGGAGUUAAGUCUCAUGGAAUUCAGUGGGGUGUAUUUCUGAGUAAACCUGCAUAGGAGAGGUCUGGUGUACAAUGGAAGUAGGAACUGCAUGCAUCUGCUGUGCAAAACAUUUUUUGUGGUUGGAUGGCUACGGUACCUUCAUGCUGAGGGAAUGGAUGUUUUUUCAGAUACAGUGGUUCCUCGUGUUACAAACACCUCGUGUUACAAACACUUUGGGUUACAGACUCUGCUAACCCAGAAGUAGUACCUCGGGUUAAGAAUUUUACCCCAGGAUGAGAACAGAAAUGGCGCGGCAGCAGCUGGAGGCCCCAUUAGCUAAAGUGGUACCUCAGUUUAAGAACGGUUUCAGGUUAAGAACGGACCUGUGGAACGAAUUAAGUUUGUAACCAGAGGUACCACUGUACUUGGUGUCUAGUAGAUGUGGCUAAACUCGUUUGUAAAAAUAAUAAUAUUGGUACUUCUUCCUCUCCACUAUCAGGGUCACAACUGAAGUUUUUGUUUUGUUUUGUUUGUUACUAUGCUUUGUAUUUUUGUGUUUUUAUAUUGUAAACCACCCUGUGAUCUUCUGAUGAAGGGUGGUACAGAAAUUUAAUAAAUAAUAAUAAGUAGUAGUAUUAAUGAGUUGUCUGAAAACUUGAAUGUGUCCAGUGGUUCUUAGUGGGGUGCCCAGGGCCUGGCGGUGUUGCACACCUGGCUUCCUGAUGGUGUCUCUGCCGCUUACCAAGAGGUGGAGGCACGAGGUGCAGGGAAGUCAGCAUGGUGCCAGCAGGAACCUUGGAUUGGCUGCAGCACCAGCCCCUCACUGCGCUGAGCUUCCUGUGCCGUGCCCCCUCCCCCUCCCCAGAAGCGACAGCGAUGUUCACUGUUGAGAUGCCAGGUGUGCACUACACCAACAUGCCUGAGACACCAGGGAAGGGGAAUGUAGAAGCAGAACCCUUUGCUGUGUCUUACUGAAAAAUUCUCCUGUGACACCAAGGAAAUGUAAACCUAUUCUGUGUCCAUUUUUUAGUGUCUUAAAUUUUCCUGCCUGAAAGGAUUGUUUUGUCUAAGCAACAGCAUUACUGCCCUCUGCUAAAAGCAGCUGAUCAUUGGAGUUUGCAAUUUUAUUUUCACAGAAAGUGUGGUCUUUUUGUAGGAAAUGCCCUGUGCACUGUGAAGUGUGAUGAAAAAAUAAAGGUGUUCUCUGUACGAGGUACUUCCUUUGAGGCUGCAUCAAUAAGUGGUGGUAGUGCUACAGUAGAGAAAGGUGAGUGUUCAGUUUGUCUGGGUUUUUUUCCUUCUCAAGUUGAAAUUGGAGUAAAAACAUCAUUGUCAAAUAAAAAGACAAAGUUGCACAACUUUGCAUUUACUGAAUUCUUCCCUCUUUACACUUUGCCACUCUUUGUCUCCUAGAGUCCUCUAAUUAUUCCACAUGGAUAUCUCUUUUCUUGUAGCCGUCUUGGGUCGGGUUACAUGUAAAACUACUGUAUCAAAAUUGUGAAGCCAUUUUGAAUGGUUCAAUUGAUUCAAACAAAAAAGAGAGGCUUUCCCCAUAGAUGCUGGAAAGGAUGCAUGUUUGUUAUUAUGUUAGCCCAAUGCAUUUCCUGCCAAAGUAAAAUUCCCCUUCCCCCAAAGUAUGCAUCACACCAGGUCUCUUCUACAGCUCAUGCUCCAUUAACCGGCAUGCACUACUUUUGCCCCAGCCAAAGCAUCACAUAACCGUACCAAGACCAUAUCUUAAACUGAGUGGUGUUUCACCCUUGCUGUUUCCUCUGUGGUGGUGAUGUGAUUUAUUUCUGCCAUGGAGAGUUGGAAAUGUCUGUAUUCUUGUUUUUGUUUUAUUAUGAAUUCUUACGUUCUUAUUUUGUAUUUUCGUGUUGUGAACUACCCUGUGAUCUUCAGAUGAAGGACUGCAUACACUGUAAUAACAACAACAAUUGCAACAGGCUAAAUUGUGGAUAACUCUGUACAGUCUGUAAGCCUAUCUGUAAGCCUUAUUCAGGGGCUUAUCUGUAAAAGAAGUAAAAGGACAACACUUACUAAACCACAUAUAAAACACUUGUAAACUGAUUCAAAACCUAGUUUUGGCUGCUUUGAUGUAAUAAUAGACAUGAUGCAUACUUGGAAAUAAUCCAGUGAAAUAAUUCAGACUUACUUCUGAGCAAACAUCUUAGUGACUUCACGUGUUGAUUUAUUUGCUAUAUGAGCCCUAAUGUUUCUGGCGGGCAAAAAUGUAUGGCGGCAUUUGUGUGUGUAAACUAGAUCAGUUACCUGCAUCUAAAGGACAAUUACAUGCACUACUACCAUGCUGGAUGCUCACUGUUUCUCACUGUACAUUCCCUUCUGGCAAUCUCAGUUUCAGUUGUUUUUAUUGUUUUAUCUCUUGUUGUUUGCCACCCUGGGCUCUUUUGGGAGGAACAGUGGGAUAGAAAUUUAAUAAAUAAAAAAUCCCAUUUAAGUCUUGGUAUAUUUUGAAUGAAUUCAUAUUAACAUCCAGAGGUAUAACCAUAUUGAUGUUUUCUUUUAUUUAUUGCGUUUUUUAAAUGGAGGAAGGACUAUAGUUCAGUGAUACUUCAAACCCUGUCAUCUUCAGGAAGAGCUGUGAAAGACUGCUUUCUGAAAUGCUAGAGAGCUGCUGCCAAUCAGUGUAGGCUGGGGAAGGGAGCAUUUGGCUUUCCACACGCUGCUGGACUACAGCUCCCAUUAUCAUUGACCCCUGUCCCUGUCCUCUGUAACUGAUGGGCGUUGGGAGUCCAACAACAUCUGGAGGGCCACAAGUUCCUCAUUCCUAGUGUUUAUAGUACUGACAUAGAUGGAGCAAUGCUCUGACGUGGCAUAAGGCGGCAGCUUAGGUCUGCUAAAUUUUUUAAUUACUUGAGGUUUGCCAAUCCCCCCCCCAAUUAAUUAAAUGUACAAAAAGUGAGUUGGAAGGGACCAUGAGGGCCAUCUAGUCCAACCCCCUGCACUGCAGGAAUCUUUGGCCAGAGGUGGAGAACAUGCAACUCUGGGAUUAAGAGUCUCCUGUUCUUAUUGACUUGACUGUAAAUAACUUUAAACAUAUUUUUGUUUAAUAUCACAUAUACUGCAGAGUUUGGGCAUGGAGGUCGUUUUUAUGGCUACGACUUUGUACCUUUCAAAAGCUCAGUGUCUUUUCUUUGUUUUGUUUUUUGAUAUAAACAGUAUCUGCAGCUUCACCAGCUGGUCAGUCUGAAUGGAUCGAACAAAAGUUAACAAAAAGUGAUCGGCCAGAACUGACUAGUGCGAAGGUGGUUGUUUCAGGUGGUAAGUAGUGGCUAAUUGGCUAGAAUUGUGAUGAACUAGUGGUGAAAUUUCUAGCAAAGUAGAAAAUAACGAAAACUUUGUUAUACAGUGGUACCUUGGUUCUCAAACUUAAUCAAUUCCGGAAGUCAGUUCCAAAACCAAAGCGUUCCAAAACCAAGGCCCGCUUUCCCAUAGAAAGUAAUGCAAAACAGAUUAAUCAUUUCCAGACUUUUAAAAACAACCCCUAAGACAGCAAUUUAACAUGAAUUUUACUAUCUAACGAGACCAUUGAUCCAUAAAAUGAAAGCAAUAAUCAAUGUACUACGCUAUAAAAUAAAUAAAACAGUAUUGUAGAUGAUAAAGAUAAAAAAAAAUUUCCCUUACGUUCACUGAUGAUAGUCACUGUUUGAAUGGGGGGCUUUUAUCCAUUUCCGCAGUCAUACAAUCAAUCAGUAGCUGAACUGGGUUCCACACAGUCACAGAAACAAAUUAACUGAAAAAGCCUCAAAAACAAAAAUGCAAAAUAAAUAGCAAAAAUAAAAGCGCCAAAUACAGUGGUACCUUGGUUCUCGAACUUAAUCCAUUCUGAAAUGUUUGAAAACCAAGAUGCGGCUUUUAAUUGGUGCAGGUGCCCCAGAAACAAUAGCUGACAACUGCAUCAGACGUUCGGCUUCUGAAAAAUGUCCAAAAACCACCAGAACACUUCUGGGUUUUCGGCGUUUGGGAACCAAGGUGUUUGAGAACCAAGGUACCACUGUACCUUCUACCAUACCUAAAGAAUUCUGACCAGUAAUUUGUAGUUGGAAGCUGGAAAAUGAGAACGUGUACAAUUCAUUGAAGUGGAUUGGAUGAAAUAAAGUAACUGUAAAUAUCAGCAUUUGUCUUGUAAUCAGCAUGAAUAAUAAAAAUGCUAGAAAAGCUUAGCUUGAAGAAUGAUCUGCUUUUACAGUGAAGGCGGUUUGUAUGCAUGACAGGUGUCCCCUGCAGGGGUUACAUUCCAGGCCCCUCCCCAUAAGUAAAAUCCUGUAAAAUGAGCAGCCUCUAAAAAGCCUCUGAACGCACACAUUUGCCUGCUGUCCACCUCUCUCCCCCACUACCUCUCCACACCUCUUUUUUCCAUUAGAGUUGGAGCUCUGGGGCUGGCUGGAACCUGGAGGACACGUGGAAAAGUGGUUGCUUCUGCUGCUGUUGUCUACCCCACUUGUCAUUUAUUAGGCAGAGAGACUGAGCAGCGUAAUCAAAGCCUCGCUGCGCCUCCAGUCUUUUUGUGGCUUCCUCUGUCCUCACUGGACCUCCUCUUUGGGCUUUUGGGGGGGUCUCCUCACAAGCCCCAAGGACUCUCCAGUUCUCUCCUGCCAUUUCCUGCUAUGAUUCUAUAUAUUUAAUUAUUUACUGGUGCUGCGCAUAUACAUGGUCAUGUGAGAUUUGAACAUGCAUAAGUGGGAUGCCUAUACUAGCACAACUAGUUUAUCACAUCUAUCUCAGGAAAAAAUAAAAUAGCAAAAAACAGUACUCUACUUUCAUAGAAUCAUAGAGUUGGAAGAGACCACAAGGGCCAUCGAGUCCAACCCCCUGCCAAGCAGGAAACACCAUCAGAGCACUCCUGACAUAUGGUUGUCAAGCCUCUGCUUAAAGACCUCCAAAGAAGGAGACUCCACCACACUCAUUGGCAGCAAAUUCCACUGUCAAACAGCUCUUACUGUCAGGAGGUUCUUCCUAAUGUUUAGGUGGAAUCUUCUUUCUUGUAGUUUGGAUCCAUUGCUCCGUGUCCGCUUCUCUGGAGCAGCAGAAAACAACCUUUCUCCCUCCUCUAUGUGACAUCCUUUUAUAUAUUUGAACAUGGCUAUCAUAUCACCCCUUAACCUCCUCUUCUCCAGGCUAAACAUGCCCAGCUCCCUUAGCCGUUCCUCAUAAGGCAUCGUUUCCAGGCCUUUGACCAUUUUGGUUGCCCUCCUCUGGACACGUUCCAGUUUGUCAGUGUCCUUCUUGAACUGUGGUGCCCAGUCGUAUUACAGUCGUACCUCGGAAGUCGAACGGAAACCUAGGCUCGACUUCUGAUUGGUGGCAGGAAGCUCCUGCAGCCAGUUAGAAGCUGCAUAAGCCGCGUUGGACGUUCAGGUUCCAAAGAACAUUUGCAAACCGGAAGACUCAUUUCUGGGUUUGCGGCGUUGGGGAGCAAAAACCUUUGACUCACAAGGCGUUCAAUUGUAACUCUCAAGCCAGCAGGGGGAGUGAAGUGCAAGUUACUAUGCUCUAAUUCCUCCAUUUUUUUUCAGUUAUGGUAGAUAUGUAAAUAAAUGUGUAACCCUCUAUCAUUCUGAAGAAAUAAUUACAUUAAUCUCAAACAGACAACAUUCAUGUUAAGGCUGGUGACAAAAACCAGUCACCCCUGGCUCCAUGCCUGAAAAGUGCACAUCAGGGCAUGGGCAAAAGUAGCAGAGUAGCGUGAAAUCCCGUGGAGUUCCAGUGUAAGAAAACACACACACAGGAAGCAGAAGUUCUUCAGUAAAAUUUUACUGAGGUUCUUAGAGCAUAAAAUGGUUACAAAGCCCAAUAUUCUUGCUGGAUCUCCAGGCAAAGUGCAGAACUUCACUCUGAAGAGCAUGUCCAGUUACAGAGCCAAAAACCACAGACUGUACUGAAGAGAAAAGAUAGAAGGAAUACAGAACCAUUCAGUAGCAGGAUAUUUAUCUUCUACUCUGAGCAUUUUGACCUUGAGUCUCAUAUGACUGAUAAACUGAUAAGGUUCAGUUGGAAAAUGAAUUGUUCCUUGGCUGGGAUGUGUAUGUGUGCCUGACAGAAUGCACUGCAAAAAUCAACAGUGGGGUGGAGCGUACAACAACACUUUAUUACGGUCAUGUAUUUAGUCUGACUCAGAGAUUUCAAGGCACUUGAACAUAUCUAACCUCUUACCUUACUUUUAAGGACGGGGCUUGAAGAGUGGAGAAAACUUUAAACUGCUGUAUGAGCUUGCGGAUGAGUUGCAUGCUGCAGGUAACAACUGCUUUUACUCCUUGGUUCUAGAGCAGUUAGGGAUGCUAUCUAUCCUAUGGGUAUAUCUUUUGAAGUGUGUGAAAUUUGGAUAAAUGGCUUGUAGCUGGAGACUUUUGCGCAUACAUUAGCUUGGAUCCUAACUUCCAUGAGGGGAGUGUAAUAGGGCUUUCUUGCUGCUUCUUUAUAGCUCCCAUCAUGACCCCCUCAUCUGUUCCUGAAGGUUGAGGGCCUAUAGCUCCUGAGGGGCCUAAAGCUGGAAGGGUGAACUGGGGAAAAUCAGGGAUCCCCACUUUCGUUGGAGAACCCAGUCAGAUGGGCGGGGUAUAAGAAAGAAAUUGUUGUUAUUAAUGGGAAGACACAUAGGAUGAAGCAUUAAAUGUUGGCUUCUAUGUUUCUUGAGAUAACUAUCUUUUUUUUGCUUCUAGUUGGUGCGUCUCGUGCAGCUGUUGAUGCAGGCUUUGUACCCAAUGACAUGCAGGUUGGACAGACAGGCAAAAUUGUAGCACCAGUGAGUAUUCAAAUUAUUUUUGCAGAAGAGACUGGUUAAAAUUCCCUGGAAUAGUUUGGAGGACCACUGCCUUUUCCUAAUGGAGCUGUAGGUAAUGCUGUCUCCAGGCUUGCACACAGCCUGCCCGCUCCCCCACCCCCUUUCCCAGCCUAGAACCCUGCCCUUUUCCCUUCAUGGUGUUGCCUUAUCCUGGGAAAGAGUCCCUUCUGGUGCAUGGUAUCAUUGCAGCAGUUUGAGUCGAGCUUGUCAUAACUGACUGACCUCACCCGCAGAGCGUGUGACAUUGGUGACAUGGGUGUGGUUUUCUAAAGUAGACUUGGCCUGAUUUGAACAGAGUGACAGAAGCUUUGCCUCUUGGGAUGAAGGGGAAAAAGGGAGUGUGAUGGAACCUAUUGUAACCUCUUAGCUUAGUCAUAUAAAAUUUACAGCAAACAAACAAACCUAAGCUAGGCCUCAGCAUCUUAAUACAGCCAAACAAGGGGCAUAUCUAAUGCCAAAAUCUUUAAUGCUUCAUUUUAUUUCCCUCUAAGAAGGCAUAUAAAAUAAUUAACAAAAACAAGCAUUUGCUGUGCCAGUUAUUUUUUAGAAAGGUAUUUAGAGAGCUCUGCCUUAUUUGUCCUGAAUGAUGCAAAGCUCUGAGGGCUAGGAUACAUUUCCUAAUCUUACGGGAUAUGUAACAAGAAUGACUGCAAUUAUAUAUUUGUUUGCAUGGUUUCAGCUCUAAAUGCAACAUCACUGGCCUGUUUUGUUUUCAUUCUUGCAUCCCCAGGACUGCAGUAACUUGACUGGUUACAUAUUUGUUUAAGGGGCGCAAAUAGAUACUACAAGGUUCUGUUUAAGGCAGUGGCUAAUUCAGAACAAAACACAGAAUGCCCUCAUAACAUAAGAGGAAAUGGAAUUUUGGUUUUGUGGACCUAGAUGCAGAUUUUAAAAUCACAAUACUGGCAUAGGAAAAAUACUGGAGACAGGAGACUUAAUCAUUCCAGUAUAACUAGUUGCUAUAAUAAACAUUUGGCAUGCCUAAUGAAAUGGCUGCCCCUUCCUCUUUUAGGACAUUUAGAGGAUGCUGUGUGAAUUCUGAGUACUAAAAUUUUAAACUUACCUGGUAUAGAAUCUGAAAUGGGGGGGUUAUCCACAAUAUGGGGAAUUUCAUAUUUAGGCAGCUCCUGUUUUUGCAAUAAGUUGUGUUUUGUGUACAACUGCACUUAGUAAUAUCGUGAUGCAGUAUGAUCUUCUAGGCCAGGGAUGUCCCAACAGGUUGAUCACGAUCCAAUGGUCGAUUGCAGUGGGUCUGUGGUUGAUUGUGGGAUCCUGCUUCCCGCCUAGUUUGGGUCCCUAAAAAAAAGCUCAAUAACUUUGGUUUCCUUAAAAAAAGCUCAACUUUGGUAGAUCACUUUUUUAUAGUGGGAGUAGAUCGCUGUCUCUUGAAAGUUGGACGUGCCUGUUCCAGGUUAAAUUUAGAUCAAUAAAUAGCAACUUGCCUAUGAAAAGGAUUGACUUGAUUGUUGAUGAACUGUAUACAAAAAUUUAACAAGAAUCUGCAUGUCACAUGGCUGAGAUUUUACUUUCGGCAAGCAUGUCUUAAACAAUUGCAUCAGGUUAAUGGAGUAAAUCUCAUUUUUUCCAGUGGAUUGAAAAUUGAAAUCUGAUUGGAAGGGAUAUAAGGAGCAAGUAAAGUUGUGAGGGAAACGCUUGUGUGCUUCUGUUCAUGAUGGUGGGGGAGAGUAUUUUGUCAUGGAUGCUUUUAUUACUCUAUUUAUAGGCUUCAGAACUGGCCUAGUGGGGAAUUCAUCUGAUAUUUAGUAGGGUGUGUAUUUGCAGCAGGUUGGAAGAGAUUUUGACUGAUGCCACUGCUUCUCUGCUAAUGGUUGGGAGAUGUCAAAGGGAAUGGUUUUGAAAGAAGAUAGCCACAUUUUUCUAACUGUUUGCCUUUAAUUAUGCUUUCACUGAUUUCAAGAGAUAUCUUUGCUUUUGGCCCUUUUAAAAAAACCCUUCCUGUGCUAACCACAGACGUACACUAGUUUGUUGCAGACCACUCUGGAAAGCUUGGCAGCCUGUUGAGUUCCUUUAAGUGGAGUAGAAGCUUUCUCAAAAUGCACUCGUCUUGCUCUGUGAACAAAUGGACAGUUUGUUCAGAUACGUUAAAAGUGCGCUCAGUUAGCAGCAUAGUCCUUUGGGAACGUUCUUAGAAGUAAAACAUUAAAAAUGAUUGUACUUAGUUGACUGAGGGGUGAAAAAUUUUUUCCCAUUCAGUAGGAAUGUUGUCUGAAAUGUUUCAUGAUAAUGCAGGACUUAAAGUCUGAGCUGUGCAAAUAAGUGGUCCCUACCAUUUGAGAUCUCAGCCUACAGCAUUAUGGCCGGGGACUGCUGUGGUAUGGAUUGCUACAUUGUUGGGCAUCUUGGCCAUCACCCAUGUCGUCCUCGUUCCAAACUAUUUCCUGGCACCAAAAUGUGCAGAGCUGAGAUAAUAAAUGGGCUUUGUCAUAUCUUGCAUAAUCCUGAAGGGUUUUUGGCCACCAGAGAACUGUUCUAUCAACAUGUUCACAGGCACCUAAGGUAUCUCUCCUUCUAAUAGUGAACUUGGGUGAUAAGUGUGGACAGAAAUGGAGCCAAGAUGGGGCCUCUGAGGAACAAGAGGGAAACAUCUGUAUGUUUGGUGGAACCCUGAGGUUAGCAGAAAGAGGAUGAAAUAUUUAGAAAAUCACUCCAGCGGACUGGGAUGGAACAUGUUCAGUAGCUGCAGUCUUAGUCGAAAAAGAAAAACUGAGGUUCCUUGGUGAGUGGUAGGAGAAUAAAUUGGCCUGUUGGAGGAAGGUGGUAGCUGGAGCACUCCUGAAGAGGAAGCACUCAACCUUGUGUUGGGAAUGAACCAGCGAUUUUUAAACAAACAAACAGCACGGUCAGCUUGAUAAUAAGCCCUCUUGGUUUAAAGCUUAUUUUGAAACUGACCGGCGUUUCUUUUUUAACUUAAGAUCCCUGGUUCUUGUGGUUAAGCUUGACAGAAGUCCUCAUGGCUGUGUGAGUAGAGUUUAUGACUGACACUUCACUUGGAAUUGCGAUGGCUUCUUUGCAUAAUUAUGUAUUGUGGUUUGGCAGUACAUACACACCAGUCUAUCAUUUAAAUAUUAAAUAUUUAUCUUAUACCUCAACAAUCUUGGCAUUCAUUCUGCUUAGCAAGUUGUGACUUUAAAAGAGUACAUUCUGGAGCUCCUUACUGUAAAAUUUCCGUAAAGAUGCACAUGGUAACUAAAUUCUCAGAACUGACAGUUUGCUGUUUGGGAGGAGAGAAUUUGGGUAUUUUAUUAAUGGACCAGGAGUGAUGUUGAUGGUGCAAAGGUUAAGUCAGUGCUGUUAACAGAUUUUGGGGGGAAAUGCCCAUUUCCUCUGAAUGCGCAGCAGCGUUGUCUUGCUUUUUUGAGCCACAAACUUCAAAGAGCUGUUUGUAUGCAAGCUGGGACUGAAUUUUCAGGUUCUCUUUCUCUGACUUGCUAAAAAGCUGAAGACUGACAGCCCCUUUCAUCCUACAUUAUCCAGUGUGGCUUUUAAGUCCAAGAGAACCGUGUUCUCAAAUUGAUGCUCUGUUCCUCAGGGGUUGGUGCAGAAACAUUAAAUUGUACUAAAAUAUUCAUAUGAGAGUGCAUUUAGCUGAAAGCAAUUGAUGUGCUUUUCCCAUGAGAGCAAAAAGAAACGCUGUAUGGCCCUGCACUCAAGCAGACACCCUAAGCACGCUUAAGAGUAAUCACGUGUCCCGGCUGAUCAAAGCCCCAUAUAAGUUCUUAAAGUGAAAAGGAUUAGAAAGGGAUGAAAUUGUUUGACCUGGCAGGCUCUAUAGUGAUGUGAACUACUUCACUGCUUGGGAUUUGAGCAGUUUUUUCCAGUGCAAUGUGGGCUCAUGCAAUAUCCACAUUUUUCCUUGCUUAAUUGCUGCUUCUUCGCUCUGCAGAUUCAACGGGGCUGCAUGGGGGGUGGUUAGAGGGCUCCACAGAUAUUGGCUUCACUUAUUAGCCAACCAUUGUUUGCAGUUUCCAUUCCGCACACACCCUGGUUGCCUGGCAUGUGCAGAGAGCUGGAGAGAGAGAGAGGGGGGGGGGAGGUGCAUUUGGUCCAAUAUUGUUGACUCUGACUGGCAGAGACUUCCAGGUUUGAGGCAGAGAGCUGUUCCCAUCACCUGCUGAGCCUUUUAACUGGAGUAUCUGGUAAUUAAGUAUUGGACCUUUUACAUACAAAGCAUGUGGUCUUCUGAUUCUUCUCCAAAGAUAAGAAACCACAUUUAUUUCUCAUAUGGCUUGGAAGAGAUUCUCCAAACUGCAGUGCAAUUGAGAACUCUGGGGUGUUCCCUGUGUGCUCCUGGCUGUUCUGCUCUCUAUAUGGCCAGGGUACCUGUUGAGCUUGCAAGUGGAUUUGUUGGCACCUUCAUAAGGAAAAUAUAAAUAUUUAACCCAGAGAGCAUAGCACAUUGCAAAUUGCACUGUACUACCACUGCAGGGAUGAUAGCUUACUGUGACAGGCAGAUAUGCUGUUACAAAAGUUUUGGGUGAUGGUUGGUCUUAGAACCACAUAAUAGGUGUGUGUGUGUGGCGCGCGCGCGCACACACACACACACAAACACACACAGAUUCUAGAUGUGCUUAAGGCAUUCAGAAACUUGUUAAAUUGCCACCUGUUGUUUCUUUACUAAUCCAUAUGAAUGCCUAACUUUCUAUUAAUAUGUCAAAUUCUUCAUUCACAAAAACAGACCUCUACACAUUUAUUGGCCACCAUUGCCCUGUUAGUGCAGCCUUAUCACAGCACUGCAUUGUCAGCAAGAUCCACAAGUGCAGAAUUCCCGUCAGGGUCUUGAUUCUAUUUAAAGUGUUUUGUUUUGUGGGACCCACCUCUCUUGUUGAAUCUAUACGAUUUUGUUUUGGUUGUAACCACCAAAGCAUCGCUUGCUGAUGCCACUCUUUGAUGCACUUGGGUCCCAAGCCAUUUAGAGCUUUGUAUGCUAGUACUAACACCUUGAAUUGGGCCAUGCUGCUUGCUGGCAACCGUUGCAGUGCUUUCAGGUCCAGUGGUACGUGGUCUCAUGGGGCUGCCCCACCUAGCAGCUGCAUUCUAAACUAGUGGCAGUCCCUGGAAUGUCUUCAAGGUCAGCUCCACAUACAUUGCAUUGUAGUAGUCCGUGUGGGAUCUCACCAGAGCAUGGACAGCUUCAGUAAAAAAAUGUUACUUUUACUUACUUUCAUAAUUGAAAUUGUUUUAUUUAUUUUUAUAAAUGUAUAUUAUAUUGUUGUAACCCAGCCUGGGCAGAGGAGGAAGAAAUAUUAUAAAUAAAUAGGGUGCAAGCCCUGUCAUUGGGACUUUACUGCUGAGUAAACAUGCGUGGAAAUACUUUGAGAAGUCAAUGGAUAAGAAAUUUGCUGUGGGGUACAGUUGCUUGCUGAAUCUUACAUGGUCUGUAUGCCUAUUUCUCCCCUAAACAUUGAGUUAAAAGGCUUCAGUGUCAGUGAAAGAGCAGCUAAAAUGACAGAUUGAGAAUUGCAUUGCUGGCUUCUCCCUUCUUAGGAUCACUAGGUUUUGACAUGUCGGGCGGUGACUGAUGUGGUUUCUUCCCACAGCAAGUAGAAUCAUAAAAUUGUAGGGUUGGAAGGGACCUCAGGGGUCAUCUAUCCUACCUCCUGCAGUGCAGGAGUCAUAGCUAAAGAAUCUAUGCCACAUGGCCAUUCAAGGAGAGUCCACCACUUUUUGAGGGAGUCUGUUCCACUGUCGAACAUCUCUUAUCGUCAGAAAAUUCUUCCUGAUGUUUAGUCAGUAUUUCUUGCAAUUUCUAUCCAUUGAUUUAGGUCCUACUCUCUGGAGUGGAAGAAAAGGAGCUUGCCCCAUCAUCUAUGUAAUAGCCAUUUUCAAAUAACUGAAGAGCGAUCACAUAGAUGAUAUAGCAAGCUCCUUAAGCCAUAAAAAAUAUUGAGGAGCAGAAGCAAUGUAGAUUGAACCUAAGUCACCCACUGGUAAAAAUUGUUUGCAGAUUGCAUUUUCCCAUUAGUUUGAAUCUUUAUUUCAAUUCUAUUCUGUUUUCUGUUUCAGGAACUUUAUAUUGCUGUUGGAAUAUCUGGAGCAAUUCAGCAUCUAGCUGGAAUGAAAGACAGCAAGGUACUAUAGAAAAGUUUAUUGGUCAUAGUCUAAGCAGGGACAAGCCUCUUUUGGGUGGUGGCAGUUGAGUAAAAUAUACAAACAGAAUAGAUUAAUCCCAUUCUAGAAAGUAAAUCAGUUGUCAAUAGCACAACAUUAUUGCCAAUAGUGCAUUAACACUGUACACAUUCCAAAAUAAACAGAAACAGACCAUUUAUAGAAGCAGACUGAAUUUAUAGCUUAAGCAAAACAAUUUCUGUUUAGAAUCCUAUGCUGUAGACCUAUAUUCAUAUAUUUCAGAAUCUGACACAUGAAUUCAUGCAUAACAAUGUGCAAUUUGAAUUAUGGACUUACUAUUCCAUAAAGUAAAAGACGCUUUUUGAAUGUUCCAUCAUUUAUCCAUUCAAAUGGAAACCCUAUUAUAAAAUGAUAAUAAAACUUUAAAAGGUUUAACUCAUUAGUAGCUGAAAUGUUUUUCAACUAUGUUUUUCCACAAGACUUGUUCAGAUUAUCUUUCUGUACCUCCAGUGGAAGAUGGGUUUCAUUAUCUCUGAAACAAGAGCUUUCCUGCCUUUUCAAGAGGCAGUUUAAUGUGAGAAAAAUCACAUGUUGAAGCAUGAAAACUAUAAAACUAUAAAAAAAUUCUGUGUCUUCGCUGUAUGUCCCAGUUUUCUUUUUUGUGUUCUCUGAUGUGCUUUGUUUUCUCUUUGAAUUGUGAAGAGUCAGACUAUUUCUUGUCAUUAACAAAUCAUCCUAAUGACAUUGGAGCCAUGUAGUCACAUAGAUAUGUCUGGGCAGAACAAUGCUACACUCCUUUUUGGGACAUAGUUUCAGUACCUGAAUAGUGUCUCUCUCUCUCUCUCUCUCUCUCUCUCUCUCUCUCACACACACACACACACACACACACACACCCCACUGUGGAGACUGCUGGAAAAAAAUUGCCCAUAGUGGUAUAUGACACACCAGCUGAGGUGCCUCUUACCUGUUCCUUAGCCCAACUCAUGUAGCCGAUACUCUGGGCAAUGUGCCUUUUAAAACUCCUCCUCCUGCUUGGAGUCUCAGAAAUAUUUGUUGAUGGUUAGUGCAUUGAGGUUGCAUCCAGUGUUCCUCUUCCUCAGAGCAGACUCGUUGAUACGAAUGGGCAUGAAGAACUUUCAUCCAUUAAUUUUAUUGGCCGUGACCCUAAGAUUAUUACCCUAUAUAAAGUUACUUGGGGAGGAAACCCCAUUGAACACAGUAAAACCUUAUUUUGGGCAGAUUCAGGUAGGUAGAUUCAGGUGUUGGUCUGACGCAGUCGAAAUAAAUAAUUUUUUUUUUUUUAAUUGUCCAGUAACACCUUAGAGACCAACUAAGUUUGUUCUGGGUAUAAGCUUUCGUGUGCAUGCACACUUCUUCAGAUAUCUGAAGAAUAACUUAUUUUGGGCAAAUGUGCACAGGAGUACAGUACAAUUCACAAAGUGACUUAUCUGAGAUGAACAGGAGAACAAUUUGCCCUCUUUCACAUGAACAGUACUUUGAGAGACAUAAUUAAAUGGCAGAAAUGGCAAGAAUGAGCAUUCUAAAAUGAAGGAACUAUGGUUUAAUAUUAAGGUGGAAAGGAAUCUAGCAAAAUGAUGCUCCUGCCAGAAUGGUGAAAUUGGUGGAGGAAGAUUGUUGAUGCUGCAGUUUUCAUUCUUAAACUGUAUGUUGUUAAGAUAGUUUCCUGCUCCGUAUGAUCUUUUUGUGAGGAGGAGGCAUUAAAAGUCAAUAUGGAAAGGUGAACAUCCAAUUCAUGUUCAAUCUUGUGUGCUGCUCCCUGACUGGCUUGGACUAUAUUGGACCAUCUUUUUUGUCAUGACCACCCAAACAGAUGAUUCCACCAGUAAUGCUGGGGAAAAUAUUCACCCUCUAAUACUCGAGCAGAAUGAUCUCUCUGUAAUGAUGGUGAAGGAACUGUCCUAUCCAAGCCCUGCUGGGUUGGAAGCUGGUGGGAUGGGCAGCUUUUCCCCCUUGGCUGGGAGAUUCACUCUGCCAGCUCCAGGGCUGGCACAUGUUUCUUCCUGGUUUAGAAGUUUCCCCGGAGAACAAGGGAGCUUUUAGGACUCUCUCUCCCUUGCGCCAUUGGAACACAGAUGGCAUAAGUGUGUGUGUGUGGGGGUGCAGCUGCAGAGCUUUCUGUGACCACAAGGGGAUCUCUAAGGUGAAUCUUCCUUUUCAUGGGCAGAUGAAGAAAUACACUCUUUCCUGUGGCCCCUGGGCUGCCCUCCUGGCAGGAACCACUGGUUUGCACCCUAAGGCAGGGGUGGAUGAUAUCUGGUUUUCAACAUGCAGUAUAUCACCAGCUAAACAUCACGAUAUACCAAUAUAUCACCAUGUCUGAAAUAAGGAUGGAGCUAUGUAGAGGCACUGGCUGAGCUCACUGUUUCCCCCACAUUGUGAUUUUUGCAUAGCGGUAUAAUGCCAGGUCAAAAAUUAUGAAAACGAUAUCACGAUAUGGCCUUCUGUUUGGUUUUGGAUGAUAUAUCAAUAUAUCCCCCAGCCCUACCCUAAGGCUGCAAUGGUCUACACAAAUGCUGAGCUCAGUGGGACAGAAUUCUGAAUAGACAUGCUGAGAAAUGUGCUGUAAAUUGCUUUGGCACUGGACUUGAAUAAAACAAAUCUUUCAUCACUUCAGUAAGUUGUGCUAUUUCUGUCCACUGCUUUGGGUGUUGAAAAUGCCAUUUUUUUAAAAAAAGAUGUUCAAAUAUGUUUUGCUAGAGGUUCUUUUCUGAAUAUUGUUAUAUAUUUGAACUCACAGAACAUAUUUUUGAGAGCUUAAACUUUAUUUUACUUUUACUUGAACUGUGCCCCACUUCUGUGUGUUUAUCAAACCCUAGACGGAGUUGGGUUGUAUCUGCUCAAACAAUGUGUGGAAGCAAGGGAAACCCUUCUGUAACCAUGGCAACAAUCUCCUGAGUGGAUUUCCACCCUCCAUGCUGUCAAUUAUCUGGCACUGUGAACUUGCACACUUUGAAUAUGUUUCUGAAAGUAGUCCACAAAGCUUUUUGCAAGCAAAAUGUAUAAUUUAUUUGUCGUUAUGUCAAGGUAGAAAACCAGUAUUUAUUUAUCUUUAAAUAAUGGAAUCUCUCCGCUUUCCUCUCUCCCCUUAAAAACUAUUUUUCAUAUCUAUAUGAAAAAUAGUUCACUAAAAUUAAACUGUUGAUAACUAGCAAAUAAAUAUUAUUGUGACUUACAGCUGCAUGUAAAUAAAUUCAUGUUAUGCUUCUUCGUUGCCUGUAAGCUGCUUUGAGUUAGUUAGUUAACCUUUUGCUUAAGUAAAUUAACUAAAUAUUUAAAUAAAAGACUUGAAAGUAAAAACAGGUGAGGCUUAAGCAUUAAUUGGGCCAGUGGCUGAUUCGUUAACACAGUUUAUUGCAGGACAGUGGUGUUGCUACCAUUUGAAAGAGAGAAAGUAAAAUGUCCCUUUGGAGGUACUUGAGCCGUACGUCCUUAGGCAGGUUCAAGAAGCCUGUGAUGGCUUUAUUGAACCUGUUCAGAGGCAGCGUGCCACUGAACCUCAGCUGCUGGGGAGCAGCAGCAGAGGUGGUCUGUGACUUUUCUGUCCUCCUUGUGGACUUCCCAACAGCAUCUGCUUGGUCGCUAUGCAGAAUGGAAUACUGGACUAGAUAGUCCUUUGGUCUGAACCAGCAGGGUUGCCCAUGUGUUUCGAAGCCCUCGGGGAUGUUGAAGGUUGCUCUUUGCACAAUGGCUGCAAUUUCUAAUUAUCUAGCCCACAGCCCUAAGAUUGUUGCAGUGAUUCCAAUCCAGUGGACUGUAUCCAAUGCUGCAGCUCCUGCAACAGACUUCCAGGUGCAGGGUGGAGCUUCUUCCUCUCCAGUCCCCUCCAGCCCCCCCCCAGUAGUCCCUCAAAAUUGGCUCCGGGGGGUUGGGGGACAUUCCAGAGUAGAUCUGGCAGUGGGGGAAGGGAACUGGAAGUCCUGUUGCCCCAGCUCAGAACUGGAAUCAACCCAUUGCCUCUGCUUAUUAUUAUUAUCAUCCCAUGUCUUUGAUUCUCAGGCCCAUCUUUUUAGAUGUGUUGUUCAGCUUAUCUCGAGGCUGGGAAUGGGUCUUGUUGGACUCCAGCUCCCAUCAGCCCCAGCCAGGAGGGCCAGUGGUGCUCCAGCCCUGCUUUAGAGUGAGAAUGGAGAAGUUGAGAGAGCACUAGCAGGCGAUGGUGUUUUGCCUUUGGAGUUGCUUGUGAUGAAGGGUGGGAGGCUGGAUUUAAAGUGUGAUCCUGGGCAGGAAAAUAGAAUUUCACUAUGUGGCAUUGCAUGUGCCCAGUGUCUGGCUUGACACAUGCAUUGCCAACAGAUUCGGGGGGGGGGGAUUAAGAUGGAGGCACCACAAGACAGGUUGUAAACAUUCAGUUUUUUAUUUUGGUUGUGAAGAGUGAGAAAGAACCUCCUUGAAGAGCCGCAGGGUCAGCCAAGGCUGGGGGCGUUGAGCAGGCGGUUGGGCAAGUGGGUCUCCUCCCACUCUGUGAUUCUGUGACUACAGAGAAAGCCAUCAAUAACUUGUACUCCAUGAGUAAUCUCCCUGUUUACUUUCUUUUUUCAGACAAUAGUAGCUAUCAACAAAGAUCCAGAAGCACCAAUAUUCCAAGUUGCCGAUUAUGGUUUGGUAGCCGACUUGUUUAAGGUGAGUUUUGUUGUGGGGGAACCAACCUGAUUACAUUCCAAAAGUUGUUGGGUUAAAGCUGCCUAUCCGUCCUCACAGACGUAAACAGAGAUUGAAUGUGUGCUGAUCACUUUCCUUUCACUCUCCAAUACUUCAAACUUUAGAAGUGUUUCCUUCACCCACCUCAAUCCAAGUAAGGCGGUUUGGGAUGGGCACUGAUUUUGAUGGCCCUGCAAAAAGUCAUUAUGUCAUAGACCUUGCUCUUUAGGAUCUUGAAACCUCGUAUGGCAAGGGUUAUAUUCAAUGAAUCUGCCAAUAUCUAGGUAGCCCCUUUUAGCAGCCAGCACCGCCUCCCAAAUGGGGUCAUACAGCCUUGACCAUAUGUGUUAAGGUAAAGGUAAAGGGACCCCUGACCAUUAGGUCCAGUCGUGGCCAACUCUGGGGUUGUGGCGCUCAUCUCACUUUAUUGGCUGAGGGAGCCGGCGUACAGCUUCCGGGUCAUGUGGCCAGCAUGACUAAGCUGCUUCUGGUGAACCAGAGCAGUGCAUGGAAACGCUGUUUACCUUCCCGCCGGAGCGGUACCUAUUUAUCUACUUGCACUUUGACGUGCUUUCGAACUGCUAGGUUGGCAGGAGCAGGGACCGAGCAACGGGAGCUCACCCCAUUGCGGGGAUUCAAACUGCCAACCUUCUGAUCGGAAAGUCCUAGGCUCUGUGGUUUAACCCACAGCGCCACCCGUGUCCCUGACCAUAUGUGUUACAUGAUACUUAAUAACAUGUUUCCUAUCUUAUUAGCAGAAUGGAACUAUAUGAAAAUUCUGCAGGCAAGGGGUUGACCACAAUCUGCAUUAACUGAAGCAGGGCUUGUAUUUGAGAGCAAAUGGCUGUACAACUUUAUUUUAGCAGAUUACAAUUAAAAUAUCCUAUUGGGUUUGUUACUUGGGAGGCACUUUUACAUGCAACAGCCAUGGCCGACAUCUUGAGCCCUCCCCUCCCGAUGCUCUCUUUUCGUCUCCCAGUAGCUUGGCCAAGGUCAGAGGGAGAUUUGCUUCUCUCUACUCCCACUCCAGGGCUACAGGUUAAGAUGGUAGGAGGAGGUACACUCUAAUUUUGUGCCAGUGUACCCUCUUACCUUCCUUAGAGGUGAGGAUGCCCCUGCAUAACUGUAGCGCCCCCUGGAGGGACCAGUGGGAAGAAUGCAUUCAAAGUAAGGAAGCAGAGUGCAAUUCUCUCCUCUUCCUCGACUUCCAGUGGUGAAGCUGAAUAUGGUCUAGAGCUCCUCAGCUGGCUUUUGUGAUAAAGCAAGCCAAUGUAAAUAAGAACUCUGCCAAGGAUGGGGAACCUCUGGGCCUGUCAAGGGGUCCAAUUUGGCCCAAACCUUGCCUACUUUCAUGGAAAGCCCUCCCUCCACUGAUCCCUACAGUCUCCAAAAAGGACCAGUGUGAGGCAAGCUUUCCAAAUAAAUGGAGUCUGCUUGCUUUUGCUGCCCAUGCAAGGUCAGCUUUUUUCCCUUGAUUACCCCAUCAUUCUGUGAUGAAGGACUAGUUAUGUGCAUUGCAGCACUCUCAACAGUCUCCCUGCCUUAAAACAUCUUUAAAGGAAGUGGGAGAAAAGGCUGCUUCAAGGAACACUGCAAAAUGUUUCCCAGGCACUCCCACACUCCUUUUAAUCUCUGAUUGCAGGGCAAGCGAUUUUGACAGGUGGGUGGGACAACUCACUUGAUGAUGAUGAUGAUGAUGAUGAUGAUAAAUCAUGUGACAUCAUGUAUCUGACAAGUGGGUUGCCCUGACCACCCGUCAAAGUUGGCCUGUUGGGUGAGGCAAGAUAAACCAGAGCCAAAAAAGGUCCACACCCCUAGACUGGGCAAAUGUGGCACUUUGGAAACAGAGGGUAUGUAUUAUUUCUGGCACUAUUGCCCCGACCACAUAAAUUCCACUGGCACCUGUUUUACCUGGAUCUAUAUUGUGCUACCCCACCUCAAUAAUUGAGAAAAGUGUCAAAAUCUCUUUGGCAACUGUGGCAGUGAAGGAACGGGCAGCAAGGGUGCAGUCUUGAAUAAAAUAUGGGGGGGCACAGGUAAAUCCCACCCCAAUCGAUCACAAGAUGCAGCAUAAGCACAUCAUUUGAGUGGCAGUGUCCAUCAAUUUUGGGGGGGGUGUUUCUGGCCCUCUCAAAUAUUUUUGGGGGGGGCCAAAGGGACCUCGGCCCAUAGGAGUCAGCUCCUAUAAUCGGCAGUCAGGUAUCUUAAGGCUUUGUCUCUAUGUGAUGGCUCGUCCCUCUGUUAAACAAUUCCACCUCUUUAGUUCUUAAAUGUGCUCCUGGAAGGGCCAUAUCAGGCUAGAUUAUUGGGCGGGUGGCGCUGUGGUCUUAACCACUGAGCCUCUUGGGUUUGCCAAUUGUAAGGUUGGCGGUUCGAAUCCCCAUGACAGGGUGAGCUCCCAUUGCUCUGUCCCAGCUCCUGCCAACCUAGCACUUUGAAAGCACACCAGCACGAGUAGCUAAAUAGGUACCACUGCGGCGGGAAGGUAAACAGCAUUUCUGUGUGCUCUGGUUUCUGUUAAUAACAAACAUGUUAAUAACAAAAACUGGAAGCUUCCGUUUGGUAUGUGCCUUGGUGUCUAAAUUCAUCUCCAGUAGUAAGGAAAGCAAAGGACUCCCAUUGGGUCAACCCCAUAUCAUGCUAGGCCUCAGUGGAUCACAUUCAUUUUUAUUUUUUUUACAAUCUAUGUUAUGUCUUCCUAAAUCUUAAUCAGUUGGCUUCACCCAUUACAGAAUGUUACUAAAGUAAACACUAAUAUAUAAGGAAGAGUGAAAUGGCUUACACCAAAUCUAAGAUUGGCUUAGUUUGUUAUGUCAAGUGACAAGAGUGUGAAUUUCCCAGAACAAAACAGUGCUGACAUUUAUUUCAUGCCAUCUUAUAUUUUGUGUUUGAAAAUGCUUACUUGUGCUGCUGAAACGGCCGCUUGCCGUCUCAGUCUUUUUCUCUCCUCCCCCUUUGGGGUUCUCCUAGCAUGUAAUCUGUGCCCCUGGCAUGGGUGCCUGGUGGUAUAUGGAUGGAGGAGAGGCGGCGGCAGAAACCCUGCCAGCACUUAAUGCUAUUCCUGAACUAAUGCCUGUCGUCUUGGCAGUAAACAUGGGCCUUUUAAUAAGCUGGAGACAAAGUGACAUUCGGAAGAAACAACAUGUAGACAAUUUCCUUAAUAAAUUUUGUACGACCACAUUAUUUCCACCUAAUGGAAAUGUAGAUCUCUUAAAUAAUUGAGAGGCUUUAUUCAUCAGCUGGGAUCUUGCUGAGUGAGGGCAUCCUACCGCCCCUGGAAAGAGAAGGUAACUGAUAUUUACUAGGUAGCAUUUCAGGUGUAGUCAGUAGGCCCAUCCACCACCUGUUUUCAUGGAUUGCUGCUCUUCAGAAGACUAGUAAGAAUCACCGUGCAGCAUGGGCAGAGCUCAGUUAAGUGACAGGUCUGCUGCAGAUGCCAAGGGCCUGGCACCUGUCCCUCUGAAACACCGGCUUAGUUAAAUGAGCUCUUCUGUCUGCCUUCAUGGCCUGAUUUUGCACAUCCCACCACAAAGUUGCAUUUGAAAUAAAGUGGACUGCUUGCUUAGUGCUUCUUUGGCUUCUCAAAACUAGAGAAAUAAAACCAGAACUCUGUUUUUCACAUAAAAUUGUUACAACAUUCUACAGCAACAGUUCUGAGCUUUAUAAAUCAGCUGAAAUGAAAGUUUGGCUAUGCCGUAAUUUGUUGGCUUUUUUAAUACAAAGACUUCAGCAUUGCAUGCUAAAGCAGGGAGUGGGGAGCCUGUGGCCUUCCAGUUGUUGUCCAGUUACUGCUCCCAUCAUCUCUGCCCAGUAGCCACUCUCACUGCCACUAGGUGAGUCUGGAUUUAGCAACCUGCUCUAAAGGGUUUUUUUUCUUGGCUGCAGCUGGGACAGGCUUUAGAGCUCAGUGCAGAAGUCUUCAUGUUCAGUCAUCCUGCUGAUCUUGAGCAUCGCAAUCAGCAGCCAUACACCUUUUGCAUCUGUGACGGGCAGAACAAGCAUACAAUACCUUGAAUAUCAUGUAAACUUUGUGCUUGCUGUUGGUCAACACAUGCUGAUUUGUUUGUUUUUAAGAUCAUCCAAAUGUACUUAAGUUUAGCUGCUUAAACAUGUUUCUUAAGCUUUCAUAACACUUCUAAGAUGUUCCAGUUCUUUGCAUAUUUAAAUUUAGCUGCUUUUAUGGCUUUUUCAGGUUGUUCCUGAAUUGACAGCGGCAUUGAAAAAGUGAAAACCUCAAGUAUUUGGGCAGAAAUGAAUGUGACCAGCUUUGAAAUGAUCAUUUUAAACAAUUAUUUUUAAAUGAAACUAAAAAUGUAAUAACUGGUGAUCUGUUGCCAAAAUUGUAUGUUCUAGGUGAUAUCUGAAUGCCUUGUAAUAUACUUUUUUUUUUUGGCCUUUUUAGUUCCCAUUUGACUACAAGCUAUUUGAUGAAGAUUUUCUAAUUCUGUAAUAAAAUAUGCAUCAGAUAC